AUGGAUUUCUGUAGGAUUUCAUUGGAUUAGAUAUCAAAUGGAUUUCUUAUCUAGGUGGGCGGUUUAUAUCCUUAUCAAUUGGUUGUAAGUUUAUUGUGUGGAUGUAUUGUAGAUUGAGAAUUUAACAUAUGAAUCUAAUUGUUAAACUACAAGUUUUUAGAGCUUUGAUUUACCAGGCUACAGGGGAUGUGAACGAAGUUCCCAGCAGGCAGAGAGACAACCUGUCUCAGUUCUGGAGGCUGUGCUAGGCUAUAGAAUGCCUGGGGCUAGCAUGGCGUGUUGAAGUUAGAACAGCCUGCAGAAGGCUAUGUGUGUGUCAUGCAUGGUUACAACCCGCCAAGGGGACAGUGUGUGAAAGUGGCUCCUGCAGAUCCUCUCGGAAUGAGAACACGAGGGAACCGGUAGCUGCUGUUAUUUUUUUUUUAAUUUUUACUGCAACAUAAAGUAAUAAAAAAGAAAGAAUUUGGCGGUUGUGGUAUGGCACACACCUUUAAUCCUAGCAAAGGCAGGCAGAUCUCUGAGGCCAGCCUGGUUGGUCUACAGAGUAAGUUCCAGGGCAGGCAGAGAUAACUGUGUCUGAAAAAAAAAAUCUCAAAAAGAUGUGACUAUACCAUAAGGUCUUACAUAACUAAUAGUUUGCUAUUGACUUAUUUAUAAAAAGGUGGAAAUAUUGAAAUUAUAUUUUAGUAAGGUAAACACAUAAAAAUUUAAAAAGAAAAGAAAAGAAUGCCCAGGUGUGGAUGUCUUAAUGAUAAAGCUGGGUUGAACGAAUGGACUGCUUCAAGGCUAGUCCCUGUUGUGGUAAAAUUAAAAAAGUCCCUCAACCCUGUUCCACUCUGAGCGGGAUCCGCUUGUUCUAGGUUUCUCUGUUGCUGCUUUCACACACUGUCCCCUCAGUUGUUACCACACCUAACUCACACCAUGAUCCCAGGGCUAGCCCCAAGCAUUCUAUAGCCUAGCACGGCUUCCUGUCACAUCCCCAACUACCAGGGAAAUAAUUACUCAGAAAACUGGGACCCAAGAAACAGAUUUAUGUGUUAAAUGCUCAAUGUGCAAUACAUCCACACGAUUAACUUCCAACCAAUUGAUAAGGAUAUAAACUGCCCACCUAGAUAAGAUAUGGUUUGUUCAUCUAGACACACAAAGCCCUGUACACAUCCAUCCCUUAAGAAAAGUCAUAGCAACCUGUAAAUGUGCAGAGAGAAAUCUUAACAUCAGCCUCCAUGUUCUCUUGGCUGCUACUUCCUCCCCCCCGCCCCCGUCUCCUCUCUAAAACUUUUCUCCUGCCCAUCCUUCCUUCUCUGUACCUGCCUUCACCUGCAUAAUGACACCAACCUACAAGUCCCUGUGUGGUUACCACCUCACAUCUCUGUGUCAGGACUGGGUCUGACACUGGAAAAGAGAACAAGACCGCACUUCCUCUAUACCUCGCCAUUUCCAGUGCUAGACUUCCUGCUUCAAAGGAAACAGUGUGGGUGGAAGGGCAGGGUUCUCUUUAGUCUACUUACAGACCAAACCUAUCAAAACCUUUUAUUAAAAUUCUGAUAGAGAAAGCUGCUGAGUUGAGAUGGUGGAAUGCAGCAUCUCACAGGGGCAAGCUCUCCGCACCACACUCACCCUCUCCCAAUUUACUCAGCAGGUAAAAUUCUUCUGGCCUAUUUGCUGGUUUUAUAUAAGAUGUAUAUCAAUUUCAACCACACUUUAUUCCGCCAGUGGUGUUGGGGGAGACUCCCAGUCCUCAGGAUAGACCAGGACUCCACUCUCAGACUACAUCCUGAGUGCCUGGACUACGCACAUUCCCUUUGCAACUCACUGCUUUUUUCCCCAUGAGUCCAUGAGUAAUUGAGAAUAACCGCAGCCCUCAAGAAAUGCAUUUUUAAAAAAUUCUGUCUUUUGUGUCUGGAAAGAUGUCUUGUUGGGUCAACUCACUUUCCACCAAGCCUAUUAUAACUGAGUUUGAUCCCUAGAAUCCAAUUGUGGAAGGAGAGAAUUGACUUCUGCAAGUUGUCAUCCCACCUCCACUGAGUGCUGUGACAUUCACAUGUCAAAACACACACACACACACACACACACACACACACACACACACACACACAGUACACAUGGACACGCUCACGUACAAGUGUACACGCAUACCUUUUAUACAUACACAUAUGAACACGUUUGUGCAAGGGACAGGUAGAAGUAUCUGUGAUACCUAUACACACGAGCAAACGCAAGCACAAGGGCAGCCUCCCAAAGCCACUAAUGUUUUGUCAGUCAGUACUAAUUGUAUAACUCAUAGACUUUAAAUCGAACUCUCCAAACAGAGUAAGACACUGGGUACAAUCCCAGCAUGACACAAUGAGUUUGUGGACUGUCAGGGCUACGUGAGAUUUUCAAAUAAGCAAAAAAGAAUGAAAAACAAAGACAAUAACAACAAUGAGAGCCUUUAACCAGAUCAAAGUCUUACAUUGAGCCCUCUUCCUAAUAAAUCUCUAAGAGAGCAGAAGAAACUUCCUUUGUGGUACCUCUGUACAGAUCAGCCCUACAAAACAGAGAUGAGGUUUAUACCAUCAAUAGGUAGAAAACAAACACCUAGUUUUUCUUAAAGGAUUUUCAAUACAUUUUUACGUAUACCCCCUCAGCUGAUGAGGUCAACUCUCCAGGUUAUAACAUUCCCACUGAAUAUAACAUCCCCUUAUUCUCUUCCCUAUCCGUACCACCUAUUUAUCCAUUGGUCAAAAUGUAGGCAUCUCUAUCAAGCCAAAAGACUGGCCCUCUUCCCAGAACCUCUGUCUCCCUCCAUCCCUUAGACCGUUAUUUUCAGCUAUCAGACAACUCCAUCUGGGAUGUAUUUUAAAUGCAACAUCACUCAAAUGAGCUCAUUCCUCUGUCUUGCCUUUUCACAUUCACCAAUUCUACAAGUUUCAGGAGUUCGGUUUCCUACGACACUCAAGAAUAUAUUCUUCUCACUGUCUCUAAAUUUUCCAAAAUGGAAGGCAGUUCCCUCUUGGCUAAAUUUCAGCCUCUUACCUUCCGGCGGCUUGCUUUUCCCUAAGGCCCCCAUCUACACUUUUUCUGUCAUUCUAAAUACUUAAACACAUCAAGGCACAGUUCAAAAAGCCCAGGUUUCCCCCUGAGGCCCACAGAAGUCUUCUUUGAAUGCUAAUACUCACAUUGCCCUUCAUUAUUUAAGUCAACCUCCCUCUGAUACUGUCUUCUGAUUUGUGAAAAUGCACACUCCCAGUCUUUUCUUAAGCACCCCAAUCUUCAUUGAAUAUUCCCAGUUUAUCUAAAUUUUCUUAAUGAUGCUCUAAAAUACCUUACUGUGUACUACUAAGGGAGCGGCAGGAAACUAACAUUCACUAAGUGUUUAUGUACACUAUUUUACCCAGAGGAAAUUGAGGCAAUUUGUUCAAGAUCAGUUAAACAGGGAAAAAAAAAAAUUACAAUUCUUGCGCAUCCCAACCCUCGAGCCCAAGAUUCAAGGCGGGCUUCAGACUGCGGCACACCAUUGGCAGUACACCACGAAUACUUUAACAUCCUAAGACGCUAGCUAGCAUUAACUGUUUAACAAGUAGUUGAUCCCUUCCUGGGUCAGAUUAGAUGUUCUCAGAUGUAUCUGUCCCGUCAUCUACCAAAUGUAAUGAGGAAGCAGGCAAGGUGACUUAGAGGCUCCAGGCGAAUAUCUAUAUUCAGCAAGACAACGCAAUAUGUAAGCACAUUUCAUUUUUCCUAUCGGGCCAUCUUGACUAAUUUGGUUGUUGCAAAGUUGCGCCUCUUCACGGGAAUGAUUAGUACUGGGCUCAAUAUCUACAUUCCGGGUAUUAGAGAAUGUAAGAUACGCGUUUGCGUCGCUUUCUCUCAUAAGCUUUCCAUUUUUAGAUGAUCCUCAUGUGUGGGGAGCCAUAUCUCUGCCCUGGGAUCUUCUUUUAGAUCGGAGAUGUAUAGUUCUGCAAACCCAGGAUCCCUGCUAAAGAGCCAAAGGCGCCCUUAGCGCACAAGGCCCACUCCGUCACGUCCAGUUCCUGCUCCAUGGUUGGGAAGCGUAGCUGCGAGGCCUCUGUCCUGGGGCCUCCCGGAAGCGGCUUUCCGAGGGAGGGACGCGCGGGAAGCGUGUCCAUGAAGCCGACGCCCCCCGGGAGAGGUCCCGCCAGGCCGCGUGGCGGGCGCAAAUCCUUGUGUUAAGUCUCGGGAAUGUAGGCUGCGCCCCCAUUUCUCGCUCACGCCAGCGCGCAGCAGGGGUGGCUAUUGUUAGUGUCGUUUUGAGACCAUAGAGCAUCGGCCUUAGAGACUGCGCGGUGGCGUACGAGGGCAGAGGGCGAGCGAGACCCUGCAAGCCUGCCGUGCCCCGCCCUCCUCCAAGUAACGGCUCUGGAGGCCCCGCCCUUUCCUAUAUUAGCGCUCUGGGCCGUGCGUGGGGCGGAGCCCCGCGUGGAUCUCGCGAGAUCCGGGUUGGCGCCGUGACCUCCAUGUGGGAGCUGCAUCUCUAUAAGUAAACACUCCGCGCCGCCGAGACAUGGCUUCUUCCUAUUUGUGAGGCGCAGGCUGCGCUAGCAACUCGGGCGGGUUCCGGUUUCCUUCCACCUCGGAGAGAGUGGGCGGUCGAACGGUCUAGAGCGUCAGUCUUCGCCCGCGUUCGCCGAGCCGCCGCAGAGAACCGGAUCCUUCAGAGGAGGCGGCAGGGGCCGGGCGGGGCGCGGCGGCCCGAGCGCAGGGGUAGACAAAGGGGGUCGGUCCCCUAUCCCGGUGCCGCGAUGUGGAUCCAGGUCCGCACCAUCGACGGCUCCCAGACGCGCACCAUCGAGGACGUUUCUCGCAAAGCCACCAUCGAGGAGCUGCGCGAGAGGGUGUGGGCGCUGUUCGACGUAAGGCCCGAGUGCCAGCGCCUGUUCUACCGGGGCAAGCAGUUGGAAAAUGGAUAUACGUUAUUUGACUACGACGUUGGACUGAACGAUAUAAUUCAGCUGCUAGUUCGUCCUGACUCCAGUCUUCCUAGCACAUCUAAGCAGAAUGAUGUUCAGGUUAAACCCUCUUCUAAUAAUACGCCUAAAGUAAAGAAAACAGCAAGAGGGGGAUCUUCCAGUCAACCAUCUACAUCAGCUCGCACUUGUCUUAUUGACCCUGGCUUUGGACUAUAUAAGGUAAAUGAAUUGGUGGAUGCCAGAGAUGCCGGCCUUGGUGCUUGGUUUGAAGCACAUAUACAUAGUGUUACUAGAGCUUCUGAUGGACAUUCACGUGGCAAAACUCCACUGAAGAAUGGCAAUUCUUAUAAAAGGACUAAUGGAAAUGUAAAUCAUAAUUCCAAAGAGAACACAAAUAAAUUGGACAAUGUGCCCUCUACGUCUAAUUCAGACUCAGUUGCUGCUGAUGAAGACGUUAUUUAUCAUAUCGAGUAUGAUGAAUAUCCAGAGAGUGGUACACUAGAAAUGAAUGCUAAGGAACUUCGACCACGAGCACGGACCAUUUUAAAAUGGAACGAACUAAAUGUCGGUGAUGUGGUAAUGGUUAAUUACAAUGUAGAAAAUCCAGGCAAAAGAGGAUUUUGGUAUGAUGCCGAAAUUACCACAUUGAAGACAAUAUCCAGGACCAAAAAGGAAGUUCGUGUGAAAGUUUUCCUGGGGGGUUCUGAAGGAACAUUAAAUGACUGCCGAGUAAUGUUCGUAGACGAAAUCUUCAAGAUUGAGAAGCCUGGAGCCCAUCCUCUUUCCUUUGCAGAUGGAAAGUUUUUAAGGAAAAAUGACCCUGAAUGUGACCUGUGUGGUGGAGACCCAGAUAAGACAUGCCACAUGUGUUCUUGUCAUAAGUGUGGAGAGAAGCGGGAUCCCAACAUGCAGCUUCUGUGUGACGAGUGCAAUAUGGCCUAUCACAUUUACUGCCUGAGCCCGCCUUUGGAUAAGGUCCCGGAAGAGGAGUACUGGUAUUGUCCUUCCUGUAAAACUGACUCCAGCGAGGUGGUAAAGGCUGGGGAGAAACUCAAGCUGAGUAAGAAGAAGGCGAAGAUGCCCUCAGCCAGUACGGAGAGCCGGAGAGACUGGGGCAGGGGCAUGGCUUGUGUUGGUCGUACAAAAGAAUGUACUAUUGUCCCAUCCAAUCACUAUGGACCUAUCCCUGGUAUUCCUGUGGGGUCAACUUGGAGAUUCAGAGUUCAGGUGAGUGAAGCCGGGGUUCAUAGGCCUCAUGUUGGUGGAAUCCAUGGUCGCAGCAAUGACGGGGCUUAUUCUCUUGUGCUGGCUGGAGGAUUCGAAGACGAAGUUGACCGAGGUGAUGAGUUCACAUAUACUGGAAGCGGUGGUAAAAAUCUUGCUGGUAAUAAAAGAAUUGGUGCACCGUCGGCUGACCAGACACUGACAAACAUGAACAGCCUGUUGCCACUUCGAAGGAAAGGAAUCUUAUGGUUUAAGUGGAAUUGAAGAUAGGGUGACAUGGUUAGUGCACUCUAAGUCACAACUGAAGGCUGCGUCCCUCAGCACAUUAGCUUCUGCAUGACAAGUUUGUUUAGAGCUGACUCACUAAUGUGAAGUGGCCUUAUGUGAACGGUAAGUGAAAUAGCAGUCUCUACUCCGUGCACUUUAAAAAUUGUAUUAUAAAUUAACUUCCAAAUUAUAAAAGUACUCUUUCGAACUUAAUUGCCCCAAUACAUUACAAAAGACCAACCUCACACUGACUUAACAGAGACAUUCUUAUUACCAUAGAAUAUAAAAUUUAAUUUCCAGAUACAUUAUUUUAUAAAUUCAUACCUAUGUAAACAAUAAAGGACUUAAGCCCCAGAUAGCAAAAUGACUUUAUAACUUGUCAUAGUGAGAUCUUGUGAACUAUAUAAAAGUUAAGAUUUUAUGUCCUAUAAGGAGCAGUUUAGCAUUGAGUGAAAAUGAUUAUUUUUUCCCCACUUAGUACUAAGCACUAAAUCUUAAAUAGUCACUUUAAUUUCUUAUUACCAUGUCAAAAAAUAUAUACCAGUAUUAUUUCAAAACUUUAUUACAUACCCGGUUAUGCAGACUCUUGUUUUCAUAUCUUGUAUAUUAUUUCUGACAAUAGGAUUAUUUUACUGAACUAGCAGAGAAGACAAGUCAGAUUUCCUGGCGAUACCCCAUUCCCCGGGUAGAAGUACAGUCUCUUGCUAUCCUUGUCGUACAAAGAAGGCAGUUCUUUAAGAGAAAUGACCUUAGAACUUAGAAAUAGCCUGACCAGUUUUUGUCAGUGAAUAUGCAUCUUAAAUAGCAAUGGCUUUUUAAGUUAUCAAGUAUGAAAAUUAUAUUUUUCUGUGAUAAGACUAUUUUAGUUUACUGAAAUUUCUUUCCUAACUACGCACAUUUAGAAUAGAUAUAUUGUAUCCCUUUUACAUUUUGUGUAGUCCAAUAAGUAAUGUUACAAACUCCUUAGAAAAUAUUCGGCAACAACAAAAUGUUUGUGGUGAAAAGGAGGGUAUGAAAAUGAAGUGGACUGAAAGCCACUUAGAUUUCACUUGUCUUGUAGACCCAGCCAUCCAGUUGGUUACUCUAGGCACAGAGCUGUGUGUGUAUACCUUGCAGUUUUACACCUUAAAGAACUGUGUUAUCGGGGUUGGGGAUUUGGCUCAGUGGUAGAGCGUUUGCCUAGCAAGCACAAGGCCCUGGGUUCAGUCCCCAGCUCCGAAAAAAAAGAAAAGGAAAAAAAAAAAAAAGAACUGUGUUAUCUGAUGACCAUGAAAACCUAAGUAGAAGGCCAUCAGCUUGGUCUCACACACACUCUUUACCAUGUAGUCUGUGGUACGGUUCAUUCUUGCCUCUCUGCCAAGAGGAAGUGUGACGCCUUCUUGCUUCUGAGCAAUGUCCAUUUCUUAGCAGCUCCUCCCCUUCAGAAAGUGAAGUGGACAUGAAGGUGUCUCAGCUGUCUUUUCUGUCAGUGCCCUCAGAGGCCACUGGUGCUGGAGUGACAGAGACAGAGAGAAAAAGCUGCAUUGCCUGUCUUUUGGCUUGUUUCGUCCUUCAGACUCCUUUCAUAGUUUUCAGAAGUCUGUGACCUCACGAAGCCAAAACUUAAGUUGACAGUUCUAUUUAGUGACGGCAGUAAUCAUGAUUAAUGGUGCCCGUGAACUUGAGAGCAUGUCAUUCAGUGAUGUGAAGGUAGUAGUUAUUCCAUUCUUUAAAAACAUGGGUGAUAAAAGAUACAUAAUCCUAGUUAGAGGGCUAUAUUUUAAUGUCUAAAGACUUAUUUGAUAUGUAUGGAUGUUUUUCCUGCAUCCUUUUUCAACCAUGUGUGUGCCUUGUGCUUGAGGAAGUCAGACAAGGACAUCAGAGGGUUGUGGGCCAUGAUGGCUAUAUUUUAUCCUACCUCUUGGUGUUUUAAAAUAUUUCCCCUUUAGGUAAAAGGUAACUUUAACAAGCUGAAUUUUGUGCACAGUUAGAAAUGUUAUACCCCAUUUACUUUAAGAAGGUGAUUGUUUAAGAGAUUCCUUGUUAGGUCAGUCACAGUCUAUAAAAAAGAAAUGUACCCAAAAAGAGAUUUUAUAUCAUAUCUGACUUUAUAAAAUAGGCUAUUAAUGUGCAUAUGUAUUUGUGUGUGUGUCUCUUACUGGCCUGGAUGAAAAUCACCAAGUAGGCUAGGUUGGCUGAUGGUCAAACCCCAGGGAGCCACAUAAUUCCACGUAACAGCACUAGAAUUAUAAGCACACAUUAUUACACUAGUAAUUUUUAAAAUACAGCAUUUUUAUAAAAUCUUUGAGAAUUUUCUACAUCACACAAUGUUUAAUUGUGUUCACUCCCACUCUUCCUGUCAACUCCUCUCAGUUUCCCCAUAUCUUCUCCACUGUGUGGAGUCCACUUGUGCUGUCCCUGGAUUGUUAUAUGGACGUUCAAGGAGUCAAACUUAGGUCUUCCUGCUUAUGCGAAAGCUGUUUACCUACUGAGCCCAUUCAGUUUAACUCUCAUGUGUUAGCGAUGUUCUCUUUUACUGAGGUGAGGAAGCUAAUAGGUUUCUUAAAUAAUAUCCCAACUUGGGUAGACUGCUAUUUUUAGAACUAGAGACUCCUCAAGAGUUCUUACACCAUCUAAUAUGCUCACUGGCAUGACUACAUGCUAAGGGGUUGCUCCCGCCAGGAUGUGUUCUCCUUCCAGCAUAGCGGUCCUCCUUGGCUGUGUGUCAUCACUAAACCAUAGUGCUCUACUAAGAAAUUAAUUCCCUCAUUCUCGUGAUUUCCCUGGCAUUUUGAUUCACUUAAAUUUAUCAUUUUGUAGAGGUCUUUAAAGAAUAUUCUCAUGUCAUACUUAUUCUGAAUAUUCUUUGGACACAAGUUCUGCCGUCUGAGAUGUGGAGAGCCUAGACAAGCCAUUCGUACCUUGCUUGAUGCAUUUUUCUGGAUUU
This is a messenger RNA of Rattus norvegicus (Norway rat), 9324 nucleotides long. RefSeq names its product ubiquitin like with PHD and ring finger domains 2 (gene Uhrf2). Gene Ontology annotation, molecular function: ubiquitin protein ligase activity; ubiquitin-protein transferase activity; histone binding. Gene Ontology annotation, cellular component: nucleus; chromosome; heterochromatin. Gene Ontology annotation, biological process: protein ubiquitination. Lineage: Eukaryota; Metazoa; Chordata; Mammalia; Rodentia; Muridae. The record is from RefSeq and is a predicted model, not a curated record.